AUGUCUACAUCAUCAUCCCCAGUCAGACCAAUAGUCAUUUCAGGUCCAUCAGGUACAGGUAAAUCAACAUUACUUAAGAGGUUAUUCGCUGAAUAUCCAAACAAAUUUGGCUUUUCAGUUUCAAACACUACUAGAAAACCAAGAGAGGGCGAAGUUGACGGUAAGGAUUACCACUUUUGUACUGUGGAUGAAUUUAAGAAACUAAUUGAUGAAAGAAAGUUUAUUGAAUGGGCACAAUUCUCAGGUAACUACUAUGGAACCACCAUCAAGGCUGUCAAAGACGUUGCUGAUCUGGGAAGGAUUUGUUUGUUGGACAUUGAUAUGCAAGGUGUCAAGUCUGUCAAGCAAACUGACUUGAAUGCAAGAUACCUUUUCGUUAGUCCUCCAUCAAUUGAAGAGUUGAGGAGCCGAUUAGACGGAAGGGGUACCGAAAGCAAAGAAAGUUUGGAAAAGAGGAUUGCUGCUGCUGAAGGUGAAUUAGCAUAUGCGAAAACUGGAGCUCAUGACUUGAUAAUAGUUAACGAUGAUUUAGAUAAAGCUUAUGCUGAGUUUAAAAAGUUCAUAUUGGAAGAGUAG
Molecule: messenger RNA, 576 nt
Organism: Lodderomyces margitis
Lineage: Eukaryota; Fungi; Ascomycota; Pichiomycetes; Serinales; Debaryomycetaceae
Gene: GUK1
Product: guanylate kinase
Exons: 1
Coding region: 1-576 (191 amino acids)
Biological process (GO): purine nucleotide metabolic process
Cellular component (GO): cytosol
Molecular function (GO): GMP kinase activity
Source: RefSeq, a predicted model, not a curated record